AAGCCAUUUUAGAAAAAACUUCAUAUCGCGAAUGGGAAUUGAAAAGUUGGACCAGGUUCUUCAAUAAAACAAGAUCCGAUGAAUCACUGCAAGCAUGUCAUGUAUCAUUUGUUGUUGAAUUAAAAACGUUAAUAGAAAAUUUAAAACCUGAAACGCAUGAAGCAAAGAAAGCUCUAGCUUUGAAAUGA
Messenger RNA from Racocetra persica, 188 nucleotides. Lineage: Eukaryota; Fungi; Glomeromycota; Glomeromycetes; Diversisporales; Gigasporaceae. The record is from the annotation of a GenBank genome assembly.